Molecule: messenger RNA, 783 nt
Organism: Fusarium venenatum
Lineage: Eukaryota; Fungi; Ascomycota; Sordariomycetes; Hypocreales; Nectriaceae
Source: RefSeq, a predicted model, not a curated record
AUGGAGAAGCCACAAACUGUACAAGCCGCCAUUGCGUACAUGAAGCCUGACGAUGAGCUCUUCAGCAAGGAAAAGCCUUACGUGUCGCUCGUUCCCUUUCUCGCAAAAGGGGCCAAUUUCACAAAUACAGAAGUUGACGAGCACAUCAUGGAAAUAGCAAACGUCCGCGGCAGGGAGUCAGAGUUUGAUCUGGACAAAAACGGAUUUGCCUAUGUCCCUUACAAACCAAAAGAAACACCUGGACACGACGUUCAGAGCCCCGACCACCCUUACAUGAGAGAGAUAUCCGAAUUCUUGAGAGAUUAUCUGGGGGCUACAGAAACGAGGAAAGUCGGCGAUCCCCAGUUUCUACAGGCAUCCUUGUAUGCCCACGUUGAUCAUUCCAUUCCCAACUGUAAAUGGAGAGUUCAGCAGUUGAUGGCCGAGAAAAAGAAAGAAAUGCCCAAGCGAUGGGAGUUGAUCAACAUCUGGGUGCCCAUCAAGGGACCAGUCCGAGGUUCACCUCUUGCAGUUUGUGACUACCAAACCGUCCUUCGAGAUGACCUUGUCGCUGUAGACUCCGUCUUUCCGCAUCGGGUUAUGGAAGUUUACCACGUGAAGCACAACCCUUCUCAUCGGUGGUACUACAUGGAGGAGCAAGAUAUCGAUGACCUACUUAUUCUCAAGUCAUGGGAUAGUGAGGAGGACAAAGCAUGCUGCUGUAUACAUACUGCUAUCAUUCCAGACCCCGACGUCAAGACGAUUCGAGAAAGCAUUGAGAUUAGGUUUAUUGUCGAGUAUUGA